UACAUAACGAACUCUCAUACCAACCUAAAGAACGAUGACUAGUUUGAAAGUGAGUUUCAGAGGCACUGCUCUUCCUUCUUCUUCACCUCAAACUUCCCGGCAUCACUUUUCAGAUUCAGUCACUUUUUCUCUCCCCAAGAAAUCAGUGAUAGCCAAGUUUCCAAACACCACUAUACCAUGUCAUCCUAAGCUUCGUCUUCAAGCUUCUUUUGGGAAGAAGACCAGAGCUUCAGUCUCUGCAAUAGUGGCAACUGGUGUGCAAGAGGUUCUUCCACCAGCUCUUACUAACAGCUCAGUCCCACCUACACUCUUUGAUGGGAAAACAAGGUUGUAUGUGUCUUACACAUGCCCAUUUGCUCAGCGCGCAUGGAUUGUCCGGAAUUGUAAGGGAUUGGAGCAGAAGAUAGAAUUGGUUCCUCUUGAUCUGCUAGACAGGCCUUCUUGGUACAAAGAAAAAAUUAACUCUACUAACAAGGUGCCAUCACUGGAACACAAUAACGAAAUCAAAGUAGAGAGUCUUGAUUUGAUUAGGUAUAUCGACAGUAACUUUGAAGGGCCUUCACUGUUCCCUGAUGAACCUGCAAAGAGAGAAUUUGCAGAAGAGUUGUUUUCCUACACCGACUCCUUCAACACAUCUGUGUUUUCGUUUUUCAAAGGAGACAGAACUGAGGCAGAUGCCGGUGCUGCAUUUGACUAUAUUGAAACUGCUCUCUCGAAAUUUGAAGAUGGACCUUUCUUUCUUGGCCAAUUCAGUCUGGUGGAUAUAGCUUAUGCUCCAUUCAUUGAAAGAUUUCAGCCUUUUGCAUUGGAUGUGAAGAAGUUUGACAUAACUGCAGGCAGACCUAAACUGGCAGCAUGGAUUGAGGAGAUGGACAAAAACGAUGCUUACAAUAGAACCCGACGUGAUCCUAAAGUGCACGUUGAAAUCUACAAGAAACGCUUUCCAGUAAUUUGUUCUUCUGCAAGUUAAGAAGUCAAUUUCAGAGUUUUUGCCAGUUCUCAAAUCAUUUCAUCGAUUGUGCAGCCUCGGGUCUGAAAUCAGCGUAAACUAGUUGAAGGGUAGCUGCAGAUAAAUUUUGCUUUCCUUCUCAUCUCUGUAUGUCAUUGUAUGGUGAACCAAAUCAUGUAGCAAACUCAUGAAAAUCACUAAAGCCAUUUCAAAAGGGCAGUCUAAUUAGUGAUUCGAAUCUUCAUUUCUUGUAUGAUAAUCUAGCUGAACUGGGAUUUGCAACUUU
Molecule: messenger RNA, 1235 nt
Organism: Rosa rugosa (rugosa rose)
Lineage: Eukaryota; Viridiplantae; Streptophyta; Magnoliopsida; Rosales; Rosaceae
Product: protein IN2-1 homolog B-like
Exons: 9
Coding region: 35-970 (311 amino acids)
Molecular function (GO): glutathione transferase activity
Source: RefSeq, a predicted model, not a curated record